Messenger RNA from Prunus avium (sweet cherry), 3500 nucleotides. The record is from RefSeq and is a predicted model, not a curated record. Lineage: Eukaryota; Viridiplantae; Streptophyta; Magnoliopsida; Rosales; Rosaceae.
UGCAAGUUUUCAAUCGGAAAAAGAGAAAGAAAAAAAGGAAAGGAAAUAGACAUUGAAGUUGGAAGGAACUUCGCUCUGCUUUCAGUACUCAUGGAGAGAAGUCUCCUCCUCUUGUCAAUAACGUUGUUGCUGGUACACUAUGGUUGUAUAUAUUUGGCUAAAUCAACUCUAGGCACAGGUGCAGCACAAACUAACAUCACCACGGACCAGGGUGCUCUUCUUGCUCUGAAAGCCCAUAUCACCGGUGACCCUAAGAACGUCUUGGUCAAUUGGUCAGCCACCACCUCUGUUUGCAACUGGGUUGGUGUUACUUGUGGUGCUCGCCACCUUAGAGUUUCAGUCUUAAACCUCUCUUACAUGGGACUUACCGGCACCAUUCCUCCGAACCUUGGCAACCUCUCAUUUCUAGUUGAGAUGCGCUUCAGAAACAACAGCUUCCACGGCACCUUGCCCCAUGAAUUAUCUUAUUUGCGCCGGCUGAAGUUGAUUAGCUUCAGAUACAACAAUUUUAUGGGAUUCAUUCCAUUGUGGUUUGGGUCCUUCCCUAAACUUCAAUCCUUCAACUUGCAUGGCAAUCAGUUUUCAGGCUCCAUACCCUCGACUAUCUUCAAUUUAUCUACACUGCAAGGAAUUGAUCUAUCAGAAAAUCAACUAUCAGGGAGGGUACCAAGAGAAAUAGGGAACUUAACAAUGCUGAAGGAGAUGUACCUGGGGGACAACAAUUUCAACGGGCAUGUUCCUGUGGGUGUUUUCAACAUGUCUUCUUUAACUACUUGGAAUCUAUAUGGAAACAACUUGAAUGGUGGUCUUCCUGACAAUAUAUGCCAGCAUCUUCCUAGUCUUCAGAAGCUGAAUCUGGGUCGCAACCAAUUUGAUGGUCCACUUCCAUCCAAAUUAUGGCAAUGCACACAACUUCUUUAUCUAACAUUGGAGGAAAACAAUUUCAGUGGAAGCAUACCCAAAAAAAUUGGGAACUUAACCCAGUCAAGGGAAAUUUAUCUUGACGCCAACAAUUUGACAGGCACUAUACCAGAUGAGAUGGGUGAUCUUCAAAAUUUAGAGUUUUUGUCAAUCGAACAGAACAAUCUCAAUGGCCUCAUCCCAUCUUCAAUCUUCAAUAUGUCAAGGAUGAGAGGGCUGCCGCUUAGUUUGAAUCAGCUAUCUGGUAGCCUCCCAGCAAACAUAGGCCUUGGGCUUCCAAACCUACAACUCCUUUAUAUAGGAGCAACUGACCUCAGCGGAGUAAUCCCCAACCUCUCCAAUGCUUCUAUGCUCACGCGGCUUCAAUUGGAGGGAAACUCAUUUACAGGGUUUAUUCCGAGGACGCUCUGUACCUUAAAAAAUCUUCAGCUGCUUGCCUUAUACAUGAAUAAUUUGACGAUUGACACUUCCACUCUCUCUUGUUUGUCUAAUCUUGGAAAUUUGACAACACUAGAUUUGUCAAAUAAUCCGUUAAAUGUCAGACUUGAUGAUUCUUUUCAGAAUUGCUCUACACCGUCGCUUCAAUAUCUUUAUUUAUUCAAUUCCAGCAUGAGGGGUAGCAUUCCCAUUGAUGUUGGCAACAUUAGCAGCUUGGUAACCUUAUCCCUGGGAUACAAUGAAUUGAGUGGAUCAAUUCCAACUUCACUGGGAAGACUUCGGAAUCUCCAAGCUUUGUAUUUGGAUGGUAACAAGUUGCAAGGAUACAUCCCAGAUGAACUUUGUCAACUAGAUAACCUAGUUUACUUAUCUCUGGGAGGAAAUCAGCUCUCUGGUUCUAUACCUUCCUGCUUGGGCAAUCUAGCCGGAUCUCUCAGAAAUCUAUUACUGGAGUCCAAUUCGUUGAGUUCCACAAUACCAUCUACUCUAUGGAGACUGGCCUAUAUCUUGCAUGUAAACUUAUCAUCCAAUUCUCUAAUUGGACCUCUCUCACAAGAUAUUGGAAACUUGAAAGUUGUCCUAGAGGUAGAUUUAUCAAAUAACCAUUUAUCUGGUGUUAUACCAAGCACCAUUGGGGGUCUUUUGGAUUUGAAUAUUCUAUCCUUGGCAAAUAAUAAUUUGGAAGGCCCUAUUCCAAGUUCAUUUAACCACUUGCUAAGCCUGCAACUCUUGGAUUUAUCCAGAAACAAUCUGUCUGGAGUUAUUCCAAGGUCUUUAGAAGCUCUCUUACUUCUCAAGUAUCUAAAUUUGUCUUUCAAUAGGUUCGAAGGAGAAAUUCCAAUUGGUGGACCGUUCCAAAACUUCUCCGCUCAAUCAUUUGUCUCAAACAGGGCACUUUGUGGUGCACCCCGACUCCAUGUUCCACAAUGCAAAAAUGGUACACUUGAACCAAAUUGGAGGAAAGCUAAAUACAUCAUCCCAGGGAUCAUAUCAGUUAUUCUCCUAGUGGCCUCCGUAUUUAUCUCUGUACUACGCAGGAAAAGGAAUGUGGAAGUUGCAAGAGAGGCUAACUCGUUGCCUCAACUUCUUUGGAGAAGAAUUUCACACCUAGAACUUCUAAGGGCAACAAAUGGACUUCACGGAAACAACUUACUUGGAAGUGGGGGUUUUGGCUCAGUAUAUAAAGGGACGCUUUCAGAUGGAACAGAUGUUGCAGUAAAGGUUUUCAGUUUACAACUAGAAGGGGCUUUCAAGAGUUUUGAUAUCGAAUGUGAAAUACUAAGCAAUAUUCGCCAUCGAAACCUUAUCAAAAUCAUCAGCUGUUGCAGUGAAAUUGAUUUCAAAGCCCUGGUAUUGAAUUACAUGCCAAAUGGGAGUCUCGAGAAGUGGCUGUAUUCUCAAAACUAUUCUUUGAAUAUCUUACAGAGGAUGAACAUAAUGAUAGACGUUGCGUCUGCAUUGGAAUACCUACACCAUGGUUAUUCAGUACCUAUUGUCCAUUGUGAUAUGAAGCCCAGCAAUAUACUACUAGAUGAUGAUAUGGUUGCAUAUGUUGCCGAUUUUGGCAUUGCAAAACUCCUGGGUGUAGGAGAUUCUAUAACGCAGACCAUGACUCUAGCCACAAUUGGGUACAUGGCUCCAGAGUAUGGAAUGGAUGGAAUAGUUUCAACAAGAGGGGAUGUAUACAGUUUUGGUGUUGUCCUGAUGGAAACAUUCACAAGAAGGAAGCCAACAGAUGAGAUGUUUGUUGGGAAAAUGAGUUUAAAGCAAUGGAUUGCAAAUUCACUAUUACCAGAUGCAACAAUAGAUGAAGUUGUGGAUGCCAAUUUACUCAGGAAGACACAACAGGAGAAUCAUGAUGUUGAGACCAGGAGGGAUUGCUUAUCAUCCAUCAUUAGAUUAGCUCUCACUUGUUCUGCAGACUCUCCGGCACAGAGGAUUAAUAUGCAAGAAGCUGUAGCCACACUCAAUAAAAUCAAGAAUAAGCUUUUGAAGGACAAUCCUUUUCUUCAUGACGAAGAAGGUCAACUUGUGGUUUCUUUUCAUCAAGAUUAAUAUGUUGUCCUUCAUGAUUAAGAAGAUCAACUUGUGAUUUUCUUUUCAUUGUAUAUGCUAAAAUCACAUAUAUAACAUUGCAGAGU